AUGAGCGAAAAGAAAAGUAAAACCAAUGCUUCAUCAUCUUCGGGAGGAGAAGUCAAGAAGAAGCCUUCCAAGUUUCAUACUAAAAACAAGAAACAUCAACAACAUUCAUCAUCCCGAUCGAAUAAACAUUUCAUGAUCACUGGACAAAUGUCUGGUACUGGAUUUAGAAGAAGCAUUCAAACUGUGAAUGAUAAUGAAGAUGUUGAUCAGGAGGAACUUGAAAUGAUGCAACAAGAGGAAAAUUUAAAGAGAGCAAAAUAUGGUAAAAGAUCUCUUGUUGAUAAUUCUUUUAGAUUUAAAUCGGAGGAAGACGAUGAAGUGCAAACACCAGAAGCAGAAGAAAGGAAAUUUCAAGCAAAAUUACAACAUGAAUUAAAUAGAAUGGAAAAGGAAACCAUGAUGAUGAUUUCUAAUAGUGUAACUUUGACACAGUCAUUUGCAUCACCAGGAACUUCUAGAGGAUUAUUGGAAUGGGAAGAAGAAAAAUUAGAUUCAUCAGAUGCUGACUCUAUAAUGUCAAAAUUAUUCUACUUGGAUCAAUCUAAAUUGGCAACUUUGCUCAAGGAUCCAAGUAUUUCUGUUGAAAGAAGAUUAAAGUUAAUUGACAUUCAACCUUUCCCAUCCAAUAGCUCACCAGAAGAAAAUACCGAAAAUGUACCAUCAUCAUCAUUUGUACCAUUUAGUCAAUAUUUGAAAUCCAAGACAACACAACAACAGCAAGUGGAAGAUAUUUCAUCUGAUAGUGAAAACGAUGCUGAACCAAUGCAAGAAGAACCAAGUGUACCAACCAAAGCACCAGUCGAGCAAAUAACCACCCAACAAGAACAAACUACAGAAAAGAAACAAGACGAUUCAAUGGACAUUCUGGAUGAAAUUAUGGAAAAUGAAGUCAAGCACACCACUUUCACACUUCCAAAACCUAAAGUUGAACCAGUUAAAAUUGAUUUGAAGAAUGAUGACAUUCUGGAUGAUUUACUUUCAAUGCAUCCAAACCCUUCAUCUAGCUCAGCAACAAUUCCGAAAAUUACUAGUCCAAUUAACCCAACCCUUCCAAUCUCUACCCAAUCCAUUCCUACAACAUCAGCAACACUGCCAAAACAAACAUCUCCAGAAAACCCAAAAACCCAAGAGAAAGCAGGUGAUUUAGAUGAUUGGCUCGAUGAUUUGAUAAAUUAAUGCACUUUUGAAAUUGCUAAUUGUUUACAAAAAAAAUGGCUCCACGUAAAUUUGGGUACAGUUGCUUAAAGAUGGAAGAUGAUGUUGCCAGAUCAUUCGAAAAUAUUUAUAAUCUUGUGGAGAAGGAAUGGCGAUUGGACAAUCAUGGUCAUAAAAUUAAAGGAGAACCACAACACAAUUUUCACUCUACUCUUGUUGUGAAGAUUCCGAACGAAUACAAGGAAACUGCUCUUCAAGCAGUUAAGGAUUUUGUAAAUAAUCCAGAAAACAAAUUAUAUCCAUUCAAGGCUUCGGUAGACUCUUUUCAUGUAUCAGAUGUGGAUAGAAUCAAAGAUAAGAAGGUGAUUUGUCUCUUUGCAAGUAUAAAGAUUGAGAAAUUCAUUGAAGAUCAAAUGUCAUUUCUUCAAUUCAGAAGAAAAUGUGGAGAAUUAACUAAGGGAACGAUUGCAUACAAUGAGAACGAGUCACAUGUCUCAAUAGCAUAUACAGAUGAGAAAUAUAGAUCGGAAUUAAGUGAAAUAACUUCAUCAGCUAAACAGUUUGAUUUCACUCUCAAUUCCUUUGCUUUAAUUUUUGGUGAUAAUGAAAUACACCAAAUUUCAUUCAAUAAUUUACCUUCCAAUGUUUAAUAAAUUAUUGAAUUUUU
Messenger RNA from Naegleria gruberi, 1822 nucleotides. RefSeq lists its product as uncharacterized. The transcript has a single exon. The record is from RefSeq and is a predicted model, not a curated record. NCBI's taxonomy places the organism in Eukaryota, Heterolobosea, Eutetramitea, Acrasida, Naegleriidae. The coding region runs from base 1 to 1176 and encodes 391 amino acids.